GUAAUUUAUUAAUUAAUUUAUGCGCCAAUUGAGAGUGAAUAAUAAUAAUUUUUUUAAAUAAAAGUGAAAAGAAAGAAAUGAAUAAUGCUAUAUGUGAAAGUAUAAAACAAGAUUACUGUGUGUAUAUUACUUAGGGUUGAAAAUAUGUAAUAAGAAAUUUGCUAAGCAUGAAGCUAACUGACGAUGUUGUUACUUUUCUGGUAUGGUUGGAACAGCCAAAGCAAAUAAUAUUGUUUUCUAUAUUUUUCAUAUUGUUAUGCGUUAUUAUAACCAAGCUUUCAAGUCGACGUAAAAAUCGCCAUAAAGAGUUUCAUGUUCGUGACUCAGGAAAAGGUCAUCAUUGGGUUCAUUCAGACUUUUUAAGCAAGCCAACCUUUUGUAAUAUUUGUGAGUUCUCCCUAGUUAGAGGUGUUUUUUGCGAUGUUUGUUGGAUUUCGGUUCAUGACGAAUGUGAAGUUGAUGGCAAUAAAAAAUUAGCUUGCAAGGUAACAAGUUUGUCAAAAUCAAAAAUGUUCAUGCGACACCACUGGAUUAAAGGUAAUUUAACUCUUUGCAGCGUGUGUUCAGUUUGUAAUCAAUCAUGUGGUGUUGAACCAAGGUUAUGUGACUACAGAUGCAUUUGGUGUCAUAAAACUGUUCAUGAAGGUCAGUGUUAUGCUAAAAUGGAUGUUGAGUGCACAUUUGGUGCAAUACAAGAAAUUAUACUUCCACCAUACUGUGUCACUUUAAAGACAAAUGGUUGGAGAGGUCACAAAAGUUGUGUCAUUAAAGAGGUUAGAAAACCAAAUUUUAAAAAAUGGCGGCCCAUUUUAGUGUUUGUUAAUCCAAAAAGUGGCAAUAAUGAAGGUUAUAAGUUGUUGCGAGCUUUCAGAGGAAUGUUAAAUCCAGCACAGGUGAUAGAUCUUUUAGAAACAACUGCAGAAUCUGGUCUUGAGUUUUGUCGACUACUUCCAGAUAUACAAUGCAGAAUAUUGGUCUGUGGUGGUGAUGGAACUGUUGGUUGGAUACUUAAUACUAUUGAUAAAAUUGACCUUCCAUUGAAACCACAAGUUGGAAUCCAUCCAAUGGGAACAGGUAAUGAUCUUGCUCGAGUGAUGGGUUGGGGAAUGAAAUAUGUUGGGGAUGAACAUGAAAUUGAAGAAUUGUUAAAAGACAUUGAAGAAGCUAAAGUUGUUCAAUUUGAUAGGUGGCAAGUUAGCAUUAAAAAUAGUGGUUACUUUGGCAAAAAACUGAAGACAAAAGUAGUAUAUAUGAAUAGCUAUGUAUCAGUAGGAUGUGACGCACAGGUUACAUUAAACUUUCAUCGCCAUCGUCAAUAUCAGCCAUUUCUUUUUACAAGCAGAAUUAUAAAUAAGCUAAUGUACUUUAUUUAUGGUUCACGUGAUGUCCUUGAAGCAGAGUGUAAAAACCUUCACAAGCGCAUAGAGUUGGAGUUAGAUGGUGUUAAAAUAGACUUACCACAACUGGAAGGUGUUGUAGUAUUAAAUAUUAACAGUUGGUGUGGUGGUUGCCGAAUAUGGGAUUCCUCUGACAAUGCCAAUACUGAAAUGCCCUCUCAAUUUAAUGAUGGUUUUUUGGAAGUGGCAGGCCUGUAUUCAUCAUUACAUAUUGCUAAAUUACAAGUAAACUUGUCUAGUCCGGUUAAAUUGGGGAGAGCAAAGCAUGUUAAGAUCACAAUACACAAAACUAAAGAAGCACGCAACGUACCAAUGCAACUCGAUGGUGAGCCAUGGGAGCAAGCUCCGUGUGUAAUCGAUGUUGUUUACCACUCACAGGCUGUUAUGCUUCAAAAAGUAAUUUAACUCUUAAAACAGUGAGAACUUUUG
Messenger RNA from Hydra vulgaris (swiftwater hydra), 1826 nucleotides. RefSeq names its product diacylglycerol kinase epsilon. Gene Ontology annotation, molecular function: ATP-dependent diacylglycerol kinase activity. NCBI's taxonomy places the organism in Eukaryota, Metazoa, Cnidaria, Hydrozoa, Anthoathecata, Hydridae. The record is from RefSeq and is a predicted model, not a curated record.